Messenger RNA from Haliotis rufescens (red abalone), 1494 nucleotides. RefSeq lists its product as uncharacterized. The transcript is spliced from 6 exons. The coding region runs from base 1 to 1494 and encodes 497 amino acids. The record is from RefSeq and is a predicted model, not a curated record. NCBI's taxonomy places the organism in Eukaryota, Metazoa, Mollusca, Gastropoda, Lepetellida, Haliotidae.
AUGGCUAAAGUAGGUGAUGGGGUAUUCGAAUCCAUUCCAGAUGAUGACACACCCCUUAAGGAAGCAGAAGUACCUGCACUUGCCUCGGAUGAAGAUAGUUUGGUCGAAGGAAGAGAAGCCAUGGCUAAAGUAGGUGAUGGGGUAUUCGAAUCCAUUCCAGAUGAUGACACACCCCUUAAGGAAGCAGAGGUACUUGCACUUGCCUCUGAUGACGACAUCGUGCUCCUUUCAACGGAGGUCAUUCCUAACGUAGAUGAUGACACACCCCUUGAGGAAGCAGAAGUACCUGCACUUGCCUCGGAUGAACAUAUUAUGGCCGAAGGAAGAGAGGUCAUUGCUAUUAUAGAUGAUGACACACCCCUUGAUGAAGCAGAAGUACCUGCACCUGCCUCUGAUGAAGAUAUCAUGGAGGAAGGAAGAGAAGCCAUGGCUAAAGUAGGUGAUGGGGUAUUCGAAUCCAUUCCAGAUGAUGACACAUCCCUUAAGGAAGCAGAAGUCCCUGCACUUGCCUCGGAUGAAGAUAGUUUGGUCGAAGGAAGAGAAGCCAUGGCUAAAGAAGGUGAUGGGGUAUUCGAAUCCAUUUCAGAUGAUGACACACCCCUUAUGGAAGCAGAGGUACCUGCACUUGCCUCGGAUGAAGAUAGUUUGGUCGAAGGAAGAGAAGCCAUGGCUAAAGUAGGUGAUGGGGUAUUCGAAUCCAUUUCAGAUGAUGACACACCCCUUAAGGAAGCAGAAGUACCUGCACUUGCCUCUGAUGACGACAUCGUGCUCCUUUCAACGGAGGUCAUUCCUAACGUAGAUGAUGACACACCCAUUGAGGAAGCAGAAGUACCUGCACUUGCCUCGGAUGAAGAUAUUAUGGUGGAAGGAAGAGAGGUCAUUGCUAUUAUAGAUGAUGACACACCCCUUGAUGAAGCAGAAGUACCUGCAUCUGCCUCUGAUGAAGAUAUCAUGGAGGAAGGAAGAGAAGCCAUGGCUAAAGUAGGUGAUGGGGUAUUCGAAUCCAUUCCAGAUGAUGACACACCCCUUAAGGAAGCAGAAGUACCUGCACUUGCCUCGGAUGAAGAUAGUUUGGUCGAAGGAAGAGAAGCCAUGGCUAAAGUAGGUGAUGGGGUAUUCGAAUCCAUUCCAGAUGAUGACACACCCCUUAAGGAAGCAGAAGUACCUGCACUUGCCUCGGAUGAAGAUAGUUUGGUCGAAGGAAGAGAAGCCAUGGCUAAAGUAGGUGAUGGGGUAUUCGAAUCCAUUUCAGAUGAUGACACACCCCUUAAGGAAGCAGAAGUACCUGCACUUGCCUCUGAUGACGACAUCGUGCUCCUUUCAACGGAGGUCAUUCCUAACGUAGAUGAUGACACACCCAUUGAGGAAGCAGAAGUACCUGCACUUGCCUCGGAUGAAGAUAUUAUGGUGGAAGGAAGAGAGGUCAUUGCUAUUAUAGGUGAUUCGGAACUCGAUGCCAAAACAGAUGAUGACACACCCCUUGAGGAAGCAUAA